AUGGCAGGCCCACAGUCAGCAAUAAACUCAAUUGAAAGCAGAGAGCCACCCAAAACAGAUGAGAUAUACGAAUGUAAAAAACUCUAUCAGCUGCUGAGAGAGAAAAACAAAACACUGGUCCUUCAAUGGAUUCCUGGUCACUGUGGCAUUAAAGGCAAUGAGCUUGCCGACACACUUGCUAAGAAGGGGACAACGAUUUUGCAAUGCAUGGACCGGCCGAUGUCUUUCCACACAAUGAAGACCUUAAUCAGGAGAGAACUCAAGACCUCAAGGUGCAACGAACUUAAAGCUCGAACAAAGGAGAAACAGUGGACAGUGACACUCUCCGAUAUAGCCGACUGGCCAAGAAUCGAAGCCGUUGCUGAGUUUAGACUACGCACCGGACGAUUGCCUGGCAAAACACCUUCACAGAUUGAGAGAGGAAAUGGAGAAGACCCACCUGAUUCGGUGUCCAGCCCUAAGGACAACGGCGGAAAGCCAUAG
Messenger RNA from Rodentolepis nana, 483 nucleotides. The record is from the annotation of a GenBank genome assembly. NCBI's taxonomy places the organism in Eukaryota, Metazoa, Platyhelminthes, Cestoda, Cyclophyllidea, Hymenolepididae.